Messenger RNA from Aspergillus nidulans FGSC A4, 2142 nucleotides. RefSeq names its product Zn(II)2Cys6 transcription factor. The transcript is spliced from 5 exons. Gene Ontology annotation, cellular component: nucleus. Gene Ontology annotation, molecular function: zinc ion binding; DNA-binding transcription factor activity, RNA polymerase II-specific; DNA binding. The record is from RefSeq and is a predicted model, not a curated record. Gene Ontology annotation, biological process: DNA-templated transcription; regulation of transcription by RNA polymerase II; regulation of DNA-templated transcription. The coding region runs from base 1 to 2142 and encodes 713 amino acids. NCBI's taxonomy places the organism in Eukaryota, Fungi, Ascomycota, Eurotiomycetes, Eurotiales, Aspergillaceae.
AUGGAUAAAUCGUUAGAUAGGGUUCGGAGAGCCUGUGAUCGAUGCAAUACUUCCCGGACGCGUUGCAGCGGCGACCUGCCCUGUCGGCGCUGCGAUAAACUCAACUACGCCUGCCAGUAUGAGCGUGCCGUCAAGAAACGCGGUCCAAAACCCAGGUCCCAGUCGAGCACCCACCAAGCCAGGCGCAGCGCCAACGCUGGUAUACGAGUAAGGACCUACCCUUCGCCGGUAUCGACAGCUUCUGGUAAAAGUCUGCCUGGUAGUGAUAGAGGAUCACCAUGCGCGAAGUCAGAACGGGUUGAAAAUGGGAGCUGUCCGAAUACGCCAGUGAGGGCUGACGGGCUCUACUUCAGCGCUAACGUCCAGGAUGAUCACUUGUACCUGGACAAGGCGACGACCGAGGGUUCAGUAACGAGUAUCCCUAACCGCACUCACUUUCCUCUGAAUUUAUCGUCUGUUGCGAUGUCGAGUCACAAGAUCUACAGUACUCCCAGUUGCCGCUAUCCAUGUCUAAACCCGGUGCUUCCGCUCCUGCAGGGAACAAUGACAGCAGAAGAUGCAUGCAAACUCCUUGACAUAUACUUUGCGGAUCCAGAGACGGGAGGUUCAAUUUCUGGCUGUCCGUACGUGCUUUCACCAAUCAUUCGAGUGCAGUCGCUCCUGCGGGAGACAAACCCGCGCCCGGUUUCACCUGCUCUCCUGAUGAUAAUCCUUUGGUGCGCCUCUCAUACGGCCCAUCUGGGCAUCUUUUCAGAUUCGAGUACACGUCUACGGGUCACGCAACGUUUGUAUUUUCUCUCGAUGAAGCUUCUGCGGGCCAGAGACUGCGAGACCUGGCAUCAAGCAGCUGAAACAGCCCCAAGAUGGAUAUGGCUGACCGUUCCUCCGGUAGGCGAGUGCGUACCACUGUCUGAUAUGCCCUUAUAUGGCACGAGCGUCGACACUGGUCCCUCUGCUGUUUGUGACGGGAAGGUCGAGCAAGGUGUGGAUGACGUGCUGAGCUACGUCCUGUUAACAUGCGUAGUCUCAGUCACCGAGUUCAAAGACGAGGCUCUAACAUGGUGGAACAAAGCUGUGCGCCUGGUGAAGAGGCUGGGGUUCCAUUCCGAAGCACGAAUAGCGGAGAAUACACCUUCCUGGCAGCAGAUGUCCUUGACUGCGCGCGAGGAACAGGAAGAACGAAGGAGGGCUUUUUGGCUGGUUUAUUCUCUCGAUCGACACCUAGCCCUGUCCUAUAACGAACCACUGCACAUACUUGAUCGGGAGUGUCAGGUGCUAUGUCCAUUGCCUGAACGAGUCUGGCAAAAUCUUGACAAGAUACCGUUGGAGGAUAUCCCACCACGCGUCUUUGGGCCUCCGACUUGUAUAACAGGCACCACUUUCUUCGAAUACUUUCUCCCAUUAAUGGCGAUCCUUGGCGACAUCAUCGAGUUGCGCUCAAGAAACCAGCAUCCGCGUUUGAGAGGCUUCGAUGGAUCCUACCUCACCGGCACCGUUGAGACAGCGCUCGCUGACUGCGAGUACAGUCUCCACGUUCUACAGGCCGUAAAGGAAUCGACCAAGAUUUGCAGUAAUGAGUUAUUCAUGUUACCGAAUCCGCCCUCCUUCAGUGGCUCGCCUUCCCGCGCAAGCUCGACGAAAACCGAGCUGCGACGGGUUGAAGUCGCUGUAGCGUACGGCCAGUAUCUGAUCCAGGUUCUACAUAUCCUUCUGCACCGUGGAUGGGACCUGGUCACAGUUGGUCUGUUUGAUGCAAGCUGUGCUCCGCUCGCAUACACAGCCCAUUCCGUCGCUGCUGGAUAUACUAUCAACCAAAUACUAAACCUGGACCAGGACUUGUCGUUUAUCCCCUUCGUAUUUGGGACCUACCUCUUCCAUGGAAGUCUCGACUUUCUCUCAGUCGUGCAUCAGAUAAGCCAGGCCGGGGCAAUAGAUCUAGCAAAGCAGGGCUGCGGAGCCGUCCUUCAUGCGCACGAAGUGGCACUGAAGACACUAGAUACCUCUUUCCAAGUAGGACAUAAGGGAAAGCGUCUCUCGAGCCAAACGAUUCUUUACAGCAUGAUAUGUGAAGAUAUAUCGCCCAGAAACACGACAAGAGCGAAAAUGGCCCAGAACGGGUACAGAACUGGCUCUUAUCUAUAA